GAGUGCCGCGGUGGCUAGUCCGCUAGUAUGCCUCAGCCCACGACGCUGAGCGCCGCGACGCCCGGCGAUCUCUCGCCUCACAACGCCGCGAAAACAAACACCGUAAUUAUCUCGCCGCGAUAAAACCAUACAACGCGCUAUCAGUUCUUGAUAAUUCACCAGUGUGAUAACUGAUAAAGUAAGUGGUUGACGCCUAACGUACUGUGUAUUAUGUAAAACAUAAAAGUGAAUUCCUAGGAGACAUAAAUAUGGCUACAGCAACUGCUCCUCGUAAGACUAUCUCUAUUUACGACUACCCGGAACAUUUGAACCCCUUCCAUGAGGAGGACAAUCACAACAAGAUUCGGUUCUGGACUCUGGGCAAGCGUCUAAGCCGAUCGAACAGCAUCAAUUUCUCUGGCCUGAAGGACCUCAGGAAUUCUUGGUCCUUGCGGUCUUUUAUGAAGAAAGGAAAGAAGGGGCAGCAACAGAAUUCGUCAGAAAAAUCUUCCAGCAACAAUCAGUUAAAUGGGGAACCUUCGCCUAUUAUCUACAGGAGAGCUCUGCAAUAUUCCACAGCGUCGACAACAGGCGCUCGAAGUACGGUUGGGUCUCCAGAUCGCUACAUCUAUGGUGGUUCCAUUACACCACUGCCUCGCUCCCGGUUUCAAGAGCGACUGAGGAGUACCAGCCACCAUGAAGUUCAAUCACUAAGUACAACCCCCCGCUUGGCCCGAAGCGAAGUCUCGGGGUCUCGACUGAGCGUGGAAAGUACAAACCCCUUCGAUGAAGAUGGUCCUGUUCCUCCCGUCCGCGCCUCAAGACGUAAGAAAAAGCGCGCUCCUCUACCGCCUGGGCCCAUCUACACCACUCCUGAGUCAGCUGAUACAACGGUGACCAGUGUAACUUCGGAAUCAGAAAUAAGUAAAACUGAGGACAAGAAAUUGAAUAAUACUGAUGGCGAUUUAGAAUUAGAAAACAUGAACUUGAAUAUUGAACUCAAAAUAGUCGAAGAUGAAGACGUGAAAGACAAGACAGAAUCUAUAGACGAUAAGCCAAAGAGUCCUGAUGCAGUUAAUAAUAAUACUGAGGUUCCGGUUACUGUAACGGAAAAAGUGGUAAACAAAGAAACGACACCUACUGAAUCCAAAGAAAACGAUGUAACACUUAGAAGCUCAUCGGAAGAAGACAUCCUAAGCUCAGCCGCAUUUCCUAAAAUAGACAUUGUAACAUACAGACGUAACUCCAGCGUUAAUGAAGACGACAUACGAUUACGACGAGGUAAUUUAGAGGACUUCCAGACGCUUAAUAAUAAAAGAAGUAAGAGUCUUACUAAUGCCUUGGACACGACUUACACUACAUACGACAUCAACUUGAAUGAGAACAUCGUGCACAUGAACACUAACGGUAACGACGCGCCGCAGAAAGUUGUAUGCAAACUUUAUGAAGAUCCACAAACGAAAAAGAGCAUUGAAACUAUAUCAAGUACAGAAAAAGAGUUUUUAGAAAUAGACAGAGCUACUAGAGAACUCGAGAGAGAGAUAAAUAAACUGAAUUCCGCCUUAAAUGAAGAUGAUAUUCCAAGUGUAGAAACAAGACUGUCGGUGUCAGAAAUAAAACGAAGAUUCGAUAAAAAGGAUGCAUCAUCACCAAACCCGAUACCAAAGCCUAGGAGAAGUCACUACGGAGGGGGUUCCACUACUCCAUGAGACCAUGAAUGUUAACCAAAUGAAACUUAAAUAUGGCUGUUUACUGUGGACCCUAAAAUAGGAACCAUUUUAUUUUGCCAAACUCGUAUUUUGUACGCGGGUUUGCUAUUAAAAAAGUAGAUCAUAUUUAUACUAUUCUUAUCAUAUCAAUAAACAAACAACGUAUUAGCUAUUAGUAUUUGUAGAAAAUUGCCCUAAUAUAUUUAUACACACAAUGAACAUAAUACAAAUUAAAAUAAUUUGUCAUCGUGUCUAGAACGAGUCGAGUUUUACUAGUAUUUAGUAGUUAAGUACGAUGUGUUGUAACAUGUGAUUUUUAGGUAAUAACGUGGUUUAGACGUAAUAGGAUCUCAAACAUUCGCAAAGGGGAUUGAACUAGGUAUAGUGACGACGCAGUUUCAUAAUAAAUAAAUGCUUAACUAAAAUUCUAGUGCCUUCGAUAUAAAUACGUAAAUGACGGAAAAUAAAUUGUUUUGCCAUAAAAUAUUAUGAAUUUUUAGCGGCGUAGCAUAAUUUAUUUGUGAUAAAUAUUUUAUUAUUGUAUUGAAUGUUGCUUUGUUUGUACUGCGUUAUAGUCACCGUCGCGUGGAAUAUAUACUGUUGUAAGAAAUAGUAAUAAUUUACCUGUAACAGUUAAUGGUGACAGUACACUGUAAUUUUGUGUGCAAAAUUCCUAAUUAUUUAUACAAAUGUUCACAAUGGGAUUAGUUAUUUGUUAGUUCAGACAUUGUUGUUUAAUAAAUUAUUAUUCUAUUGAU
Spodoptera exigua (beet armyworm) is the source of this 2446-nucleotide messenger RNA. NCBI's taxonomy places the organism in Eukaryota, Metazoa, Arthropoda, Insecta, Lepidoptera, Noctuidae. The record is from the annotation of a GenBank genome assembly.